CGAAAAACCAAGAUGGAUAUCGGAGGAGCAUACGGUGGCGGUAAAGCGGGCGGUGCAUUCGAUCCUAUUGCAUUCGUACAGCGUCCGACGGUCAUAUUGCGUGCCGUUUGCUGGCUAUUUGCGAUCAUCGUGUUCGGGUGUGUGUCGUCCGAGGGGUGGCGGGAGGAAGCGAACGGCAAGGAGUAUUGCAUAAUUAAUCGUGAUGGUAAUGCCUGCAACUAUGCGGUCGGUAUCGGUGUGAUCGCUUUUCUCGCCUCGAUGGGCUUCAUCGCGGGCGAGUAUCUGUUCGAGCAGAUGUCGUCGGUCAAGACGAGAAAGCACUACGUGCUGGCUGAUCUUGGCUUUUCUGCUUUCUGGUCAUUCCUGUUCUUCAUCGGCUUCUGCUACCUUACCAACCAGUGGGGCAAAGCGGACGAUCCACCGAACGGCGAGGGCGUGAACAAUGUGCAAGCUUCCAUCGUGUUCUCGUUCUUCUCGAUCUUCACCUGGGCCGGGUGUGCGUACUUUGCGUUCCUGCGCUUCAAAGCGGGCGUAGAUCCAUCGUUCUCCUCCACCUACGAGUCGGAUCCGAGUGCCGCUCAACAGUACGCGGCCUACCCGGCCUCGAACGAUAAUGACCAAUUCCAGGAGGCACCGUUCUCUGGCCAACAGCAGCAGCAACAGCAACAGCGAGACUAUUCGCAGCCUACGUACUAAAUAGGAUGACCAUCGAUGGAUCCGCGUUGCAUCCGGAUACGCUUUUGUUGCGAGCAAUUGAAACAAGAGCUCUGUGCGUUUUUUUAGUGAACAUAUUAUGAAUGUUUGCAGUUGAAAACAAAAACCUCUUCCUUGGGCCAUGACCAUAAGCCAACAUGUAAAGAUGAGAAGCGAUGGUACUGACAGAUGCAAAAGUAUUUCAUUUUGUGAUUGAACGCUAGGAGCAUAAGGUGAGGGGCCAUACCUUUCCAUGCCCGUUUGACAGUUGGAAAUGAGACGUACAUUAAUUUGUGUUGCUACUUAAUGACCCGCAAACUAAGAACCAAAAAAGCUAAACCUAAUACAAUAUAGGAUAGAACCAUGUUUACUGUUUACCAUUUUCCUUUUUCUUUGUGUGCAAAUUUUAGCGCUCGGAAUCGGUUUAACAAAAUACGAUAAUGCUCGGAAGCGAUAGAUAACCUUCCAUGAAAGGUUCGGAACGGAAAAGUAUAUUUAAAUCAAAGAAAAAAAAGUAUGUUACCAAAGAGUAUUGGAAUCGCACGCCGAAGCGUGUUUGAGCGGUGUGUAAUGUGUAAUAAGAACAAAACAAAAAUGGCUAAAUCGUGUUUGUAACUGUAGUAUGGAUGUAAAAAUAGUAUGCAAACUCAAUGACUUUGUACGGUGUCGUUAAGAACAGAAAAAAAAUCGACUUUAGCAUUCGGAACGUCUACUGCAACAUGGCGCCAGUAAGCCAUAUACAUACAGAACUUGACGUAACGUGGAAGAGAUUCGGUUGAUUGGAGUAUUGUCAGUUGAUCUUGACUCUUGUUCAAACCAGAUCUUGCCUCUUUGCAACACAUUCCGCACGAUUCGACAUAAAAAAAGUGCAAUCCAUGGCUCAGAAAGGUUUAACCGAGGGAAGUUAAAGAAUAUUAUCACUAGCGAUUAUUUUCCCCUCAACACACUUAGAUAAUCCUUAGCGUAAUACAGUUUGUGUUAGUAAAACCGUUGUCAGAAAGGUAUAUUUAUUAACAUUAAAAAAUAAGAAAACAAUUUUAUUUAUUUAAACAAUUGACGAUCAAACCGACAAGCGCUAAAACAAUUUAUAGUAAGUUACAAGUUACUCGUCAUUACAUCCAUGCAGCCAUACUGUGUGACGAUAUGCAAAUAGCGCUAGGCUUUUAGUUUGCUGAUGAUUAUGAUAAAGAUUUCAAAACUUCUCAUGCGAUGGCGUCACCCCGGAGCAACUAAUCCAAGAAAAAAGAGGGUAAAGAAUCUUCAUUGAAAUCACAUCUCCUAAUCGGCAAAUAGAAUCAGCCAUAUCGAAUCUCAAUCUCUUGCCCACCUGCAUCAAUAACUCCGGUACAAUCGAUUGCUUCACACAUUGUUGCGCUUUUUGGAACGAAACGUUCAGCCCGCAGGUGCUCGAAAGCCUGCGGACGGUGGAUGGAGUUGGGUAAAAUUGUCGUAAUAAUUGUUAGCAUCAUCGCGCGGGUUACGAAAUAGCUCGCGAAAAACAAAAAAACCUGUAAAACCAUCAUACUUUAUAUGCUUAAAGUACCGAACAUGUGGUAAAAUCUUAUGAAAGCUGUUUCAUUACGAAUGCAAAACAAAAACACUCACAUAGUUGUACUGCAACAAUCAUCAAUAUUCUUACGCAGCUGCCUAAACCCGAUUGGGUAGGAUGUUUGUUUUGCGGCAGGAUUCGCGAGCAGACAAGCUGCAACAUUUGGAUUGGUAUCAUAGGCGCUUCCUCUCCCGCAGCUGGAACUCCACAACUGACAUAAACAUUUGAAGGCACAUUCGGAGAGAAGAUAGAUAUCGAAUAUCAAUGCUCAUGGUAAAACAAAAACAAACACAAACAAACCACAAUCUCACAAACAAAACACACUCGUUGCUAAAAGAUAUAAUUAUUGAUAAUAAUAAUAUUUAAAAACACAAAAUAACAAAAAAAAAACAUACAAACGAAAAACACAAAUCGGAUCAAAAAUGAAAACAAAACACGAAAGAGGGAGAAACGAAAACGUAAAAACAAAACUGUGUGUUCUGUAGCUGACAUAUAAAAGAGCGUUAAGAAAAUAUGAUUAGAACAAACAAACACAAAAGCAAAAGAAAGCAUACAUAAGAAAUAAAUAAAAGCAUACUUAGAUGAGACGGUGCAUAGACUAACACAAAAGGACUUGCAUACAAAAAUAGCAUAUAAAUAUGCAAAGCAAAAAAAAAUCACAUCAACAACAAAACUCCUCCAAUACUCUCCUGACUUGAGAUAGCAAAAAUGAUCGGAUCGCUAAUUUAAACCCAUUUAACAUCGGUUCGAUACACAAACAACACGUGCAAUAAGUUCAUAAUGCAAACACAGGCAACCAAAGUAACGAAAAAGUAAAAAAAAAACAAUGUUAUAAAUAUACAUCGUGCACUAUUUAUAUAUGAAAUGCAAGUUUCACGAAGCUGAAA
This is a messenger RNA of Anopheles moucheti, 3129 nucleotides long. RefSeq names its product synaptogyrin (gene Syngr). Lineage: Eukaryota; Metazoa; Arthropoda; Insecta; Diptera; Culicidae. Bases 13 to 696 code for a protein of 227 amino acids. The record is from RefSeq and is a predicted model, not a curated record. Gene Ontology annotation, cellular component: neuromuscular junction; synaptic vesicle membrane. The transcript is spliced from 4 exons.